GCCAACCCCCAGCACACACCUCUUGGUGUCCCCAGGACUAUGCUCUUCAUCAUCGCCAUCGCCCUCAUAGCCAUCGCCUUCCUCCUCCUCACCUUCCACCUCUGUUACAAGUUCUGCCAGGACCCUGUGCCUCCCCUGGCCUACAGGAUGCCCCAGGGCCCCAUGCCCCUCCCAUCUGAUGGAGAGCCCCAGGGCACUGUGGCCCCCCCACUGGCACCGAUGCCCACACUCCCCAGUCUACCCAGUGGGGCCAUCCCAGUGGGGCUGGAGCCCCCACCCUACAGCGAGGUGACAGCGAAGCCCUUCCUGUACCCGCUGCCACCAGGGCCAUGCCCCGAAUGUGGCCAUGACCCCAGACCCCAGCUCCCCUUCGCCACCCAGACCUAGGGGUGACCCCCCUUCCUCAAGGACAACGUGGUGAC
Messenger RNA from Myiozetetes cayanensis, 422 nucleotides. RefSeq names its product basic proline-rich protein-like. The transcript is spliced from 2 exons. NCBI's taxonomy places the organism in Eukaryota, Metazoa, Chordata, Aves, Passeriformes, Tyrannidae. The record is from RefSeq and is a predicted model, not a curated record. Bases 40 to 387 code for a protein of 115 amino acids.